This is a messenger RNA of Neomonachus schauinslandi (Hawaiian monk seal), 1181 nucleotides long. It is a transcript of the gene TMPRSS12, whose product is annotated as transmembrane serine protease 12. The transcript is spliced from 5 exons. The record is from RefSeq and is a predicted model, not a curated record. The coding region runs from base 1 to 1098 and encodes 365 amino acids. NCBI's taxonomy places the organism in Eukaryota, Metazoa, Chordata, Mammalia, Carnivora, Phocidae. Gene Ontology annotation, biological process: proteolysis. Gene Ontology annotation, molecular function: serine-type endopeptidase activity.
AUGCCCGCCGCCAUCUUGCCCAGCGGGAGUUCCCAAAUGGGGCUGCGGCUCCUGAGCGCGGCGCUGCUGUUCGUGGGGAGCGCUCUCCCGCACUCCGGACUCGACUCACUUUCCGAAAGGACUGGGCGCAGCUCCUGGCGGGAGCAGGCCGGUGCACCGGGGUGGCGGGAGGCUGGGCAAGCGAGGCGGAAGGCGCUCCAGGCCCUGGAGGAGGGAGCGGAGGCCGCAGAGGGCAAUUGUGGGACAGCACCACUUGCAGAUGCAUUGGAAGGGUCUCGGAUAAUAGGCGGCACAACAGCUCAAACUGGCGCAUGGCCAUGGGUAGUUAGCCUGCAGAUUCAAUCAGGCAAAAUUCUGGCUCAUAUGUGUGGGGGAAGCUUAGUGAAAAAUAAGUGGGUCCUCACAGCUGCCCACUGCACUAAAGACAUUAGAGAUCCUUUAAUGUGGAGAGUUGUGAUUGGAACUAAUAGUAUAAAAGGGCAUCAUCCACACUCCAAGAAGAUGAAAGUUAAAGCAAUCAUUAUCCAUCCAGACUUCAAUUUGGAAACUUAUGUAAAUGAUAUUGCACUAUUUCAUUUAAAAAAAGCAGUAAGGUAUACUGACUAUAUUCAGCCUAUUUGUCUGCCUUUUGAUGUUUUCCAAAAACUGGACCAAAACACAAAGUGUUUUAUAAGCGGCUGGGGAAGAACAGAAGAAGGAGGUAAUGUUACAGAUGUGUUACAGGAAGCAGAAGUGCAUUAUAUCUCUCGAAAGAUUUGCGAUUCUGAGCAGAGUUAUGGGAAAAUUAUUCCUAACACUUCAUUUUGUGCAGGUGAUGAAGAUGGGAUUUUUGAUACUUGCAGGGGUGAUAGUGGUGGACCAUUAAUGUGCUACUUACCAGAACAUAAACGAUUUUUUGUAAUGGGAAUUACCAGUUACGGAUAUGGCUGUGGUCGAAAAAAUUUUCCUGGUGUCUAUUGUGGGCCAUCCUUCUACCAAAAGUGGCUGACAGAUCACCUCUACCAGGCAAGCAAUAAAGGCAUAUUUAACAUAAAUAUUCUACUUGGACAGGUCCUUGUAGCCUCAGGUUCUGUUGUCUUACUAGCAAUUCCACAAUGAAAUUCUGAAGAAUCUUUAUUUUGCGUUGUGUCCCUCUCCAUAUUCUACAUAAUGAGUAUCAUUUAUUCUUUUGGUAAAUAAUU